AUGAUUGGUCAAUAUGCGUUUAGUGAGGAACGGUCACAGGCAGACCGUGAUAUAGCGCGCGAGAGAAUUACUAUCGAACGCAACAUGGAGGAGUUACGCAAUUAUGCCGGUUUCGGGGGUCUGAAUAAAACAUUGUCUGAGAUAGAUAUAGCUGACCAUGAAGCGCAGGUGGCACGAGGAUUGGUGAACUUGGAUGCACCAAUCACAGAUUGGUGGAUGCCAAAAUAA
This is a messenger RNA of Sphaeroforma arctica JP610, 228 nucleotides long. RefSeq lists its product as hypothetical. The transcript has a single exon. The record is from RefSeq and is a predicted model, not a curated record. NCBI's taxonomy places the organism in Eukaryota, Ichthyosporea, Ichthyophonida. Bases 1 to 228 code for a protein of 75 amino acids.